This is a messenger RNA of Grus americana (Whooping crane), 1644 nucleotides long. RefSeq names its product presenilin associated rhomboid like (gene PARL). The transcript is spliced from 10 exons. The record is from RefSeq and is a predicted model, not a curated record. Lineage: Eukaryota; Metazoa; Chordata; Aves; Gruiformes; Gruidae. Gene Ontology annotation, cellular component: membrane. Gene Ontology annotation, molecular function: serine-type endopeptidase activity. Bases 16 to 1434 code for a protein of 472 amino acids.
GCUGCCACACUCAUCAUGGCGGCCACGGGUGCCCCGCAGCGCCACUCCCCCUAUGGCGGAGCAGACUGGGACGCCCUCUCAACAUGGCGGCCGGGGCGGGACGUGGACGGAUUCGACCCGGCGGCCGGCAGCAGUCCUGGCGCUGUCGGAAAUGCCCUCCUCGGCAGACCGCCGGGAGCCCCGCGGGUGCCCACCGUGCGGAGCGGUCCGACGGCGCUGGGGAGCCCCCGGGCCGCCCCCGCGCUCGGCGCCCUGGGGGGUAUCGAGCAGCUCCCCCGGCCACACCGCCGGGCGCCCAACGCCGCGCCCGCAAGAUGGCGGCCGGCUGCCCCGGAAGCGCUCGGCGCGCGGGAGGCGCCCAACAUGGCGUGGGGGUGGUGGGCCCGCGCCUGGGGCCCGCGGCCGAACAGGCUGACGGUGCUGCUGGAGCAGCGACAGGGUUUCCGCCGGGCGAGGCCGCGGCCCGAGGAGCCCCCCGCCGCCACCGCCGCCGAGGCGCGGCCCGGCCCGCCGCCCCCGCGCCGCAGCCUCUGCCCGGCGCCGCCGCCGACCCGCGCCGGCCGCCCCUCGCCGCGUCGUCUGGUCAAGCCGCUGCUCUUCGCGGUGGGGUUCACAGGCUCUGCUUUCGGAUCCGCCGCCAUCUGGCAGUAUGAGUCGCUCAAGUCGCGGGUCCAGACCUAUUUUGAGGAAGCUCGAGCAGACUGGUUGGAUAAAAUACGGCCGCAGAAGAGGGGGGACUUCAGAAAGCAGGUUAACAGCUGGUGGAAUAACCUGACUGAGGGUCAGCGGACUGUGACAGGUAUUAUAGCUGCAAAUGUCUUUGUAUUCUGUUUAUGGAGGCUGCCUGGUAUGCGACGGGUUAUGUUUACAUAUUUCACCUCAGAUCCAUCCUCCAAAGCCCUGUGUUCUCCCAUGCUGCUGUCUACAUUUAGUCACUUCUCUCUAUUCCACAUGGCAGCAAAUAUGUAUGUUUUAUGGAGUUUUUCCAGUAGCAUUGUCUCUCUUCUGGGAUGUGAGCAGUUCAUUGCAGUCUAUCUUUCUGCUGGGGUUAUCUCCACUUUUGUCAGUUAUGUUGCUAAAAUGGCCACUGGAAGGUUUGAACCAUCCCUUGGAGCUUCAGGAGCAAUAAUGACUGUCCUUGCAGCCGUAUGUACAAAGAUGCCGGAAGCAAAACUAGCCAUCAUAUUUCUUCCAAUGUUCACAUUUACAGCAGGAAAUGCUUUAAAAGCCAUAAUUGCAUUUGACACUGCAGGGCUUGCUCUAGGCUGGAGACUUUUUGACCAUGCUGCACAUCUUGGGGGAGCUCUUUUUGGAAUGUGGUACGUGACUUACGGCCAUGAGCUCAUAUGGAAGAACAGAGAACCGCUGGUGAAAGCUUGGCAUGAAAUGAGGACAAAGAACACAGGAAAGGGAGGAGGUGGAAGAUCUAACUGAUUCCAAUCCUGGAGAUUCCUUGUGCCCAAGUGGUAUAUUACUUGAAGACAUGGGAUUGAAUCAGUUUUGAAGGUUUUUUUGCUACUCCACAUUAAGCCUCUAAGGAGCUGAAGUUUCUAGUGUUAACUACAGUUACAAAAAUGCCUACCAAUAGAAAAUGAACUCUGACAAAGGUGGAACAAUAAAGGUUUUUAUCCUAUUGCUCUCUGA